AAGCGAGCAUAGCAUAAAGACCAACAUCGUGUGCCAUACCAUUAGUCCUUAGCAAAGUGGUGCUACUGCUGCCAGAGAGUAAAUACAACUCACAGUUCAGUUUUUCGCGUACAAUCAGCGUUCAUUGUUUGUUGGCUGGCAUUUUAGUUGUUGCCAAAAAAAAAGAAGAAGAAAGUAGACAGAAAAAAAACCCGAGCAUACGCAUCGCAUUGAAUUAGAAAUAACUCCAAUUGGGAAAUAGGGAGCCAAUAGGAAUAGAAAAACGUUGAGAAACUCACAAAUUCAAGCCAUUAAAUAAUCACCAUCAACGAGCCAUAAGGGUUUGUUCUGCAUAUACAGUCAAUAUUUAGAGAGAAUUUUUUUUUCUCAAUUUAAAUUUCCAUUGUGUGUCGAACAUUACAACUGUUCUGAAAAGAAAACGAAAAUUGACGAAAUAUCGUGAUAAAAUUUACAUAAUAGAAUCGAUUCGGAAAUAAGUUGAUAGUGCGUGUUAACACGGAAUCGAUAAAAUUCGAACUACCGCAAAUCAGAACGAAAAUAAAAAUCCGUAUAACACAUGCGAGAGAGCGAAAAGACACACGUAGAAAAUUGACGAAAAUUGUACAAAACAAGUUGAAAAGAUUUCGCCAUAUUACACAUACCAAUUUGGAAAAAAAGUGAUAAAAAAGACGAAAACUCGCGAAAUAAAUAGAACAAAGUUAUUUACACCCGUGUGUCGCAUUUUAGUUUUUUUGUUAGGACCACAUCAAUUGUGUCAAGAUAUAGUGCAAGAAAAAAGUUUGCAGACUAAGACAAAAUAAAUAAUAAAAGCUGAACAACAUUUAAGCCAUCCAAUAUAAGCCAGCCACGACAGACGUAAUUUAUUAUUACGGGGAUUAGGCCGGUUGAGAAAAUCGGAGAGGUAUCACUUUGCAGAAUAGGCAAAGUAGCAUCAACGACCAUCAUACACACCAACGAGACCGAGCCACGCCACAUUCGCAUACACUUUUUUCCUCUCAAUUUUCAAUUCGACGAAAAGAAAACACAAACAAUCCAUUUAUCCAAAAAGACAUAAAGCAAACAUUACAACAACAAAAAAAGAGAAAAGAACACACACGAGAACAACAACAGCCUCGCCGUUUUUUCUCACAAGGCCUAUAUCCCAUCGACAUUAUAUUUGAACACGAGAAUAAACACAAGAUAAUCAUUGCGGAUUGUAUGAUUCAAUCAUCAGAUGAUAAAUAUUCCAUAAAUCAAAAUCAAAAACGUGCUUCUUGUGUGGAAAGCUUCAGCUGUGAUUUAAAUCAUUUCUACGUUUUUAUAAGAAAUAAAUAAGUAACCAACAAAAAAACACACACACACAAAAACAACAAAAAAUCUAGGGAAAUCAUUGAAUAUAUAAAGGAAAACCACCAAUUAUCAAGUUUGGUGGUUGUUUUGUGGAAAUUUCGUAUUCGCUGUUUUAUUUUGAGAAAAUACAUUUGAGUCCAUAGAAUCAGCAACUCAAUUUGACGACGACGACAAAUUGAGAGAAACCAUAUUGAAGCAGCCGAGAACUCAGAGUAACAGCAAUUAAAAACACUUAAUUAACUGUUAUCAUCUGAUUUAAAUGGAAAUCAUACCGGAAGGUGUACACUUUCGAUUGGUGCAAGACGAUGAGCUUCCAGCUAUUUUGGAAUAUUUAAAACAAUAUAUGCCGGAGGCAAUAAAGUUUCAUCAAACAAUAAAAACGUACCUGAAUGAUCGAGUAUGGAAGUUUUAUUUUUAUGUAUCGAAAAAGUGGCCCGAUGAACCGAUUUGUUUACAUUUUCCUGGCUGCACUUUGACGCCAAAGGAUAAUAUUUAUGGAAGUUUCGGCAUAUUUUGCCCGUCGGAACGAUUGGAAUGCGUCGACUUAAUGGAAACGGAAACAAUUUUAAUUGAUUGGACACUAGAGAUGUACCUGAAUUUUACGCACAUUGGCAUUAUGAAUCGAAUUGAUCAGUUUUAUCAGAAGUAUGGUGUGAUGGAACGUUUGCACGGCGAUAUUUAUGUAGCACAAGCUCCUUUCAAGCAAAUUGAAUUGGAAAGUUUGCCUGACGAUGAGGUUGAGAUGCGUCCGUUGAACAUUAAUAAUGUUAAAGCCAUUCACGACUUGUAUCCGGCUAGUGAAAUAGAAUGCGUUGAAGUGUUCGAAAAGCUCAUUGGCACCUUACCAGGGUUUGGUGUUUUUGUACACGAUACAGACGAACUCUGUGCAUGGAUGAUGCAUUCGUAUUAUGGCGCCAUGUUCUCAAUGCAAACAAAACCGCAAUUUCGUCGUAAAGGGUAUGGAAUUCAUUUGGCUCAGGCACUCACCGAAAAAGUCAUCGAUCGCGGCUACACACCAUUCGUCGUGAUUCGCCCCGAAAAUGAUGCAUCACGAAACUUAUACACAAAAUUAGGAUACAAAAAGGCUUAUGAAACGGUACGUGUAACUUUACAACCAAAGGUGACCGGUGACACAACUGAAAAGCUCAAUGGUCACUGUGCCAAUGGUCACCAUAUCAUCGAUAUUCAAAAAGACGAAGGCAUCGAAGAUAUGCGUGCAGAAAUUGUACAAAAUAUCAGUCCAAAUCAAAAUGAGGUGGCCAAAGACGAGGGCAUCGACAAUGGCGAAGAAUAAACGCACGAAUUUUCAACCAACAGAACAAAUUGGACAAAACAAUUUUCGAAUUGUGAUUCUCACGUUUUAAUUCCUUCUAUUCCUAUAAUUCCCAAACCAACCAAAAAAAAAACCAGCAACAAACAAUACAUUUCUCUGAUGCCGCAAAACCAUGAAGCUAAAAUGCUAGCAAAUGAUUGCCUAAAAACAAUGAAUAUAAUUUUAAAUUUAAAUAUCAGAAGGUGAAGAAAACAAAAAUUAAAAAUUCAAAGGACGAAUUUUAUUUUCUUGAAAGACAUGAACAUGUGCAAAGAAAUCAUAAAAGACAUGAACAUUUUUAAGUAAAAGAAAAAGAGUGUAUAUGGAAAUGGAUAGGGCUUAAUUUAUGAUGAAAACAAAAAAAAACACACACACAACACUUUUUUUGUAUGGCGAUAAUGCAUUUAUUUUAGCGCGAAAAAUGUCUUCUACAUUUAUAUUAUAUUAUAUUAUACUGUAUGAACCUUUUUAUGAAUAUGUAAUCGAAAUAGAUACUCUUUUCUUAAGCGAUUUGAUUAUAUUUAUCUAGCGGAAUGUGAUCUACAUAUAUUUUCCAAUUUAUUUUUCUGUCCAAUUCUGUUCGUUUUCCAUCUUAUAUGAUAACACUUCUUAUCAACAAAAAAAUUGAAAAACACUUUAGAAGUCUCUAUCAUUUAUCCGUAGCUUUCCAGUAUAUAACCAAUCAAACGGGAGAAUCGAAAAAUGUUUGAGAAAAAGAAAAUUCGAAAGAAACAUGCAUAGAUUUGAGAUUAUUUCGUACCCGAUCGUAGAGCUCGCUUUCAAAAAGAAAAAAAAAUACAAUGUUGAUCUAAUUCGAAUUUUGUUGCAAAUGAAAUCGGGGGGCGUAAAAUUACUAUAUCAAGCUCAAGGAAUCUGAUACCGUAUGCAUGCAACUGAAACGUGUGUGUGAAAUUUUUUAUAAAUCCAAUCGGGCUCACACAAUUCUUACAUAUUUAUAAUUACAUCUUUUGCCAUUUUUUACUAUUUUAUUCGUAUCAUUAAAACAAAGAAGAAGAAGAAGUGGUAGCUGAACAAUGAAAAGCCUAUACUUUUAUACAACUUUUAGUCUUCGAAUGAGCGCAAAAUCAUUAUAAAUAUGUUUAAACAAAAUUAUCGAGUAGACCUUAAUCACAUAAUGGCAAUAUAAUGGUGCCGUAUUUAUUUGAUUUUUUUUUUCUUUCGCGAAAUUAUUUCAAUGCCUGCAUAAAAGAGCUUGAAUAUAUUUGCACGAAUAGCCAAAUUGCGAUUGUGAUAAAUAUUAAAAGAAUUUUUUUAAACAAAAAAUUGUAGAAGCAUAGGCAUUCAAAAUGAGUUCCAUAGUUUGGUCAGUUUAUGUCGAAUUUUUUUUUAAUUUGAAAUGCAAAUCUGCAUUAUUACACAUUAGCUGACAAUAACAAUAGAGCCACACUGAGAAAUAAAAAAAAUAGUCGCUCGAAUAAUGGCAUGUAACAAUCUCAUAUGUUGAAUUGUUAAAUUCAAUGCCAAUAACGAAAUAUUCAAGGCUUACCUCGUGUAUAUACCAUAUACACAGUUUUCAAAUGAAUAAAUUAUUAUUUAUUCAAAUUUUAAAAAAGGAGGAAAGAAAAACUAUUUUGCGCCAUUAUGUGAUUAGCGAAAACGGAGAAAAGAAUGAAAACAACAGUCAUUUUCUCUUAAUUAUUAUUAUUCCAACUAUCAUCAAUGUAACACGAUGAAACAAAUAACAAAAUAUGUAAUAUCAUUUAUAUUAUACGGCAACAAUUUUUGGUCCAAACAUAUAGAUUCGUUUUCUAAUUAAUCUUGCACACAGUAUUUUUCCCAAAACAAAUGAAAAUGAAGAAGGAGGAAAAAACGACAAAGAAAAUAGUCCGUCAGGAAAGUCUCUAGACACACAAAAAGAGAAAUACAUUACACCAUAUGCUUAUGCGUGAAUGAAGUUGCAGUUUUGCCAUUUAUGCUCACAAAAAAAAAAAAAUAUGGGAAAAACACAAGAAAAUACCAAAAAAUGAGAAAUUAACCAACAUUUUCUUUAGGAUUAAUGAUUACAUGUGCUUUAUCAUUCAGUCAUAUCUAUUCUAAUUUUGAAGGAAAAGAAAAUCAAUGAUUAUGCAAGAAAAAAAGUGAAAGAAAACUGAACAAAUUAUCCAAGUAAAAUAAUCAAGCACCAGACCGUUAACAUUGACAUCCAGGACGGUGUGAGCAUAUAACAUGACACACAUACACAGAUUGCCUAAAGUAUUGCUUUGUGAACAGCAGCAGCAUAGCUAGAAACACCAGAAGGAACACUUUUUGUUAUAAUCUUUUUUCUUUACAAAACUUUUUUACAUUUUAAUGCACACACACACACAAAAUAGAAGAAAAAAACAGACAGACCGAUAGAAUGCAUACAAAGAUAGAACCCAGGAUCAAAUUUGUUUUAGUCUGUAUAAUAGAGAGAUGAAAUCGAACAACAAAACGAACGCAACUUUAACAAAGAUUUAAAAAAAAUGAAACCGAAGAAUAAAAAGAACUAUAGUUAGACACUGAAAUAUAAAAUAUAUAUAUAUAUAUUACUUAUAACGAAUGAAGAAGAAACCAAAGUAAUUAUUGUAAAACAAAUUUGUAUUUGAAACAAAAGAAAAAAAAAACAACAACUGAAACAAAUCAUGCAAAUGUAUAAACAAAUAUCUGUAAUAGAAAUGAUGUGUGCGUGUAUGUGCCGAAGAUGUAUUGAAUGUUGUGUAUUGAAUUCGAAACAAAAUGUGAGUGUUUGAUGAAACUGAAAAAGAAAAGAAAUGUAUUCUAUUGUACACAAGCCACACAUUUUCAUUUCAUAAAUAAACUAUGAAUCUUCUAAUUGAACCAA
Contarinia nasturtii (swede midge) is the source of this 5465-nucleotide messenger RNA. RefSeq lists its product as uncharacterized. Bases 1589 to 2623 code for a protein of 344 amino acids. NCBI's taxonomy places the organism in Eukaryota, Metazoa, Arthropoda, Insecta, Diptera, Cecidomyiidae. Gene Ontology annotation, molecular function: acyltransferase activity, transferring groups other than amino-acyl groups. The record is from RefSeq and is a predicted model, not a curated record. The transcript has 6 exons.